AGCUGUCAAACGUUUGAUGAAAGAGGCUGCAGAACUGAAGGAUCCUACAGAUCAUUAUCAUGCACAGCCUUUGGAGGAUAAUCUUUUUGAAUGGCAUUUUACUGUCAGAGGCCCUCCAGAUUCAGAUUUCGAUGGAGGGAUUUAUCACGGGCGAAUAGUACUGCCACCUGAAUAUCCCAUGAAACCACCCAGCAUUAUUUUGCUGACGGCCAAUGGCAGGUUUGAAGUGGGGAAGAAAAUUUGUUUAAGCAUCUCAGGGCAUCAUCCUGAAACAUGGCAGCCUUCGUGGAGUAUAAGAACAGCUUUACUAGCCAUUAUUGGAUUUAUGCCAACCAAAGGUGAAGGAGCAAUAGGAUCUCUAGAUUAUACACCAGAAGAAAGAAGAGCUCUUGCAAAGAAGUCCCAAGACUUCUGUUGUGAAAUGUGUGGCACAUCUAUGAAGACAGCCCUCUUACCACUAACAUCUGGAAGCGUGUCAAGCCAGGCGGACAAGGAGGCUAAAGAACUUGCCAGACAAAUUAGCUUCAAGGCAGAAGUCCAUUCAUCCAGGAAGUCUGAUGUUGGACCCUCAAACACGUCAGGAUUGAACCACUCUGCUGCUUCACGUGAGCCCCAGCAGGAUGGUGCAGCUAGAGCAUUCCAGGAUCCAACAAGUGCAACGUCUGAAACUCAGAAUAGCGGUGCAGCAGCCAGUCAAGAGCAUACUCCGCCUGUGUCCACUAACACGUCUAUGAGUCCUCGGCAGCGCCGUGCCCAGCAGCAGAGUCAGAGGCGGGCUCCGUCUUCAACUGACUUUAAUCGGGUACAGCAGCCAAGAGUCAACAUGAACAACACUGGAUCAACUGUUCUGAUUGUCCUUCUGACUUUUGCAUUGGCAGCUCUCAUAUUUCGUAGAAUAUGUUUGGCUAAUGAGUAUAUAUUUGAGUUAUAAGGUUGUUUCUGUUGUAACAGCGGUGACUUGAAUGUUUCAUUGAACAUUCUGUAUUGGGUAUGACAUGAGAACUGUUUACAAAGGUUACUUUUUGUAUUUGCGCUUAAGUCCUUAUGAAUGUUAAUGUACCUACAGAUACAUUACUUGUAAGAAAAGCAAAGUUGGACAUUUAACUACCAAAAGUGUUAAUUGAGUGCCCACUAGAUACUUGGAGAAACACUGCAGUGGAAUAGUAACGUUAAGGCAUGUGGGAGGGGAGUCAAUUUGAGUAAUUUAUCAACUAGAAAAAGACAAUUUAAAAAAAGUGGUUGAUUCACUUUUUUGUGGAACAUAAAUGCAAUUCAUCACCCCAUCUAAGUUAGUAUAAGAUUUGACAUUGGAGAAGGAAUUCUAAAAUGAAACGCUGCGAUGUGUUUGUGUCCAGUGAACUCUUAAUUUAGAGAGGAUACAGUUUUGUAACCACUUCUGUUUACCAUGACACAUUUCUAGAGGGGGAGCACAUACAAAUUGGUUGUGAUGCUGCUUUGUGCGUGUGAAAGGGAGAAGGGAGUAGGGGAGGAAAGAAGGGGCCAGAAAACUACUUGCAUUAUUUUGAUUUUUAUUUUUUGGAAGAAAGAUUGGAUAAUCUUUUGCAAGAUUUGAAUGUCCUCUUCUAAUACUCUCAAUUGUAUAUCUUGUUUUUUUUAAAUUUGAAGAUUAUAUAAAACAUGUCUAUUCUUGCAAUAGUUAUAAAUAUGUAAUAUAAUUAUUUACCCAGAGCUAUUGUCUUUUAAUUAUACCAGAAAUAUACAUAAUGUGUUGAACUGAGUGUUUCAUAUGUGGUUUUAUUUACUAAAGAAAAUUUAAACCUUAUUAGACUUAAGCAUGUUCAUAUAUAUGAGAGUUUAAGAGAAAUAUUUAUUAAAACCUUGGUAAUAAUAAAGAGUUUCAAG
Pygoscelis adeliae (Adelie penguin) is the source of this 1863-nucleotide messenger RNA. It is a transcript of the gene UBE2J1, whose product is annotated as ubiquitin-conjugating enzyme E2, J1. The transcript is spliced from 7 exons. The record is from RefSeq and is a predicted model, not a curated record. Lineage: Eukaryota; Metazoa; Chordata; Aves; Sphenisciformes; Spheniscidae. The coding region runs from base 17 to 931 and encodes 304 amino acids.